Messenger RNA from Recurvomyces mirabilis, 885 nucleotides. It is a transcript of the gene bem46, whose product is annotated as bem46 protein, variant. Gene Ontology annotation, molecular function: palmitoyl-(protein) hydrolase activity. The record is from RefSeq and is a predicted model, not a curated record. The transcript is spliced from 2 exons. Lineage: Eukaryota; Fungi; Ascomycota; Dothideomycetes; Mycosphaerellales; Teratosphaeriaceae. Bases 1 to 885 code for a protein of 294 amino acids. Gene Ontology annotation, cellular component: membrane.
AUGGCGGCAGCCUUAUGGUCAUGGGCCAGGCUACCACUUUACAUAGGUAGUGGUCUGACAGCAGUCGCCGGCAGUGCGCUGUAUUACUAUCAAAAUGAAAUCAUCUACCCGCGGAACCUACCACCAGGCGCUCGGACAGACGUACCCCGGCCGCCACAGUUCGGCAUACAAGACUAUGAGGAGCUCAUGCUGCCUACACCUGAUGGCGAGACUAUCAGUGCUUUUCUUAUCAAGCCCGAGAACAAAUCUACCGCCCGACCUGUGACCAUUAUUAAUUUCCACGGCAAUGCCGGCAAUGUUGGACAUCGCCUUCCUGUUGCCAAAGUGCUCGCAAACGAUCUAUCGUGCACCACUCUGAUGGUGGAAUAUCGGGGCUACGGUUUGUCCACCGGUUCACCGAGCGAGAAAGGCCUUGCCAUCGACGCACAAACCGCUCUCGACUACGUCAGGCAAAGGAAGGACCUUGAAGGCAACAAGAUCGUGGUCUAUGGCCAAUCCCUCGGCGGAGCAGUAAGCAUCGAUCUCGUGGCCAAGAACAAGGGCACUGGCGAUAUCAAAGGCUUGGUCCUGGAGAACACAUUCUUAUCUAUUGCGAAGAUGAUCCCCAGUGUCAUGCCUAUUGCUCGCUACCUCACGCCACUUUGCCAUGAGUAUUGGAGAUCUGAGGACAUGAUUCCCCAAAUCACUGAUAUACCCAUCCUGCUGAUCAGCGGACUGCGAGAUGAGAUUGUGCCACCAGCACAUAUGAAGCAACUCUUCAAGCUCUGCAAAUCGAAGACGGUGGUAUGGAAGGAGCUUCCGAACGGCGAUCACAACAAUUCCGUUGCCGAGCAAGGAUACUUCUACUUCAUCGAGGACUUCAUCAGGCAGCAUGUGGCACGAUGA